Prunus armeniaca (apricot) is the source of this 222-nucleotide messenger RNA. Lineage: Eukaryota; Viridiplantae; Streptophyta; Magnoliopsida; Rosales; Rosaceae. The record is from the annotation of a GenBank genome assembly.
AUGGAUGAAGCCAUUGAAGCUUGGGCAAAGUCUCUUAAUGCCAAGACUGAAGUUUCAUUGGCAAGGCUUAAGUGUAAGAGUGAGAAGGAAGCCAUGGAGGGAGUGAAUGAUGAUGCUUAUGUGAAAGCUUUGGAUAAGUUUACUAAUUUGGAUUGGAGGAAGAUGUUCUUGAAGAUGUCGGAUCCAUGGAGAAGAGUGUGGCUCAAUAGCCUACUAAAGUGA